Penicillium cinerascens is the source of this 354-nucleotide messenger RNA. RefSeq lists its product as uncharacterized. The coding region runs from base 1 to 354 and encodes 117 amino acids. The transcript has a single exon. The record is from RefSeq and is a predicted model, not a curated record. NCBI's taxonomy places the organism in Eukaryota, Fungi, Ascomycota, Eurotiomycetes, Eurotiales, Aspergillaceae.
AUGCGGUCUAGGGCGGAACCCAGUGACGUCGUCGUGAACGUCCUCGGAUUGGCCGCUUUGGAGUAUGGGGAUGGUUUGGUCGAUAUCGCCCGUUCUUUCGGUAUUUUGGUAUUUCCUUUCUACUGGUCCGUGAGGGAUUUCCGACGCCCAAUGCAUUCGUCUAAGAUGACGGGGUUGCUCAUAUUGCGCAAUGUCGCGGGUGGUAGCAGCCCUACUCGGUCGCCCGCAUUACCUCCUCAACAGGUUUCGGACACCCCGUCCCGGUCAAAGCGGACUAUGGUCUACGUAGGUAUAUCCAAGUACCCAAGUACCGCGGCGAGUUUCUACCUGGAGAAUGAACGAGCAGAUGAAUAA